Messenger RNA from Vicia faba (fava bean), 375 nucleotides. NCBI's taxonomy places the organism in Eukaryota, Viridiplantae, Streptophyta, Magnoliopsida, Fabales, Fabaceae. The record is from the annotation of a GenBank genome assembly.
AUGAUUUUUAAAAUCCUCAAGCACUUCAACAUCGGGAUUCUAAAUCUUCAAUAUAGAUCACCUAGUAUGGCUUUAGAGUUCUCUCAGUGCACUUUAACCAACAUGGAAUACUUUUUGGAUAAAGAUCGUCAUUUGUAUUACUUUCGUGUUAGCAAGAAUGGUAAGAAAAUCUAUAACUUUGAUGACUCUGCUGAGUUUGUUGAUGCUGCUACUGAGCCACAUAUGGUUGAUGAUCAACCUAUUAAUACUCCUCAUGGGGCUCCACAGAUUGAUGCAGAUAUGCAAGAUGAUGAACAGGGGUUGGUCAAGGUUAGGCAAGAUGAGCGCUACGAGGGGGAUUAUCGUAGGCGAGAUGCUUUUGAGGUAGCUCAAUAG